CCACCGGAGUCGCAUUUUUUUGAGAUCCCUUUUUGAAAUGAUUGCCUUUGACCAGCUUGUCAUCUGGUGAAGUCACAUUGCUCUCCUCGUUUUUCGUACAGACUCGCGAUAAAUAAAAAAAAAAGAAAAGAAAUGCUGUUUGUGUAAACUUUUAUAUUUUUCAUUUACAUUGUCGGGCUGGUUAGUUUGCCUUCAAACAACGUGAACAAACCCCAGCAACCGACAACGUUAGCAACUAACUGUAGUGAAUGCGUACCAAAACUUGUACUAUAAUUUUAACAUAAUUUUAUGUCAACAGUCUAUUUAGCAUUGUGUUGCUAACUUUAGCUAAGGCUAGUUAGUUAGUAGUGAAGAAUUAACAACGUGUUAAGUUAGAAAGAUUCAAUGAAGUGGGCUUCCGUUUGUAUCCUUCAGAAUAAAAGAAUGUCAAAAAAAUAACAUCAGCUGAUUAACUGAUCCGUCUGUCAGCCGUCUGUGGGCCAGUAUUGGUUGUAAAAGCUGCACCUCUUCUGUGGCAAAUGUUAAUUUCAUAAUUAUCCUUACUCACUGAAGUCGAGCAACACAAGUUAACUGACAAUGUGCAAAAACACUACUGGCCCUUUUUAUAGUUACACAGAACAGUCUUACAUGUCACUGUGUUUAUACUUUGCUGGACGGACAUAAACUCUCCAGGCACCACCACACCACUGCUUUCCAACUGUAUGUGGCAAAUACUGGCAAAAUGUGCUUUUACUUUGAAGGCAAACCGCCGGCCAAGCGUUAUCUUGACGCUGUCAACAGGGACAAACAAUACAGCUAGCUGUGUGUUUCUAGACGAGACCAAAAAGUUGUUGCACCGGGUGUAACCAACGAGCUAACAUUAGGCUAGUUAGAUGUAGCUAGCUGGCUAGCUCUAUUUUCCUGUCGGUGUCCGCGGCCGUAGAAUGAACAUUACACACACGAUUGUUGAGGAAUACUAAUGAAAGUCGUCGGUGUCACUUUAGUUUACAAUCCCAGUGCUGUUGCCGUCGACGUCUUCGAUUUAGUGGUUUUUUCCCCCCAUUAGCUGUCCGGUGUCGGUCAGUUCGCUAGUUAGCCUCUUGAGCUAGCUCGGUACAGUAGCGUAUGGGUGUCAAAGUGAGCCGUGACUUCACCGGGUGUCUGGUUGCCUGAGCUCACAUUUCGGACACGUCAAGGUUCCUCAAAUCUGUCUUCUGGUUUUGGGGGCUGUGAUGUCGGAGCCCAAAACCCCUACUCCCGUUCCUGCUGGUGACACAUACAAAGGAUGGGUGUUCAAGUGGACAAAUUACAUCAAGGGCUAUCAGCGGAGGUGGUUUGUCCUGAGCAAUGGGCUGUUGUCAUACUACAGAACCCAGGCGGAGAUGGGCCAUACGUGUCGAGGCACGAUAAACCUGGCCACAGCAACUAUCACCGUCGACGACGCCUGCAACUUUGUCAUCUCCAAUGGCGGGGCACAGACGUACCACCUGAAGGCAAGCUGUGAGGUGGAACGCCAGCGCUGGAUCACUGCCCUGGAACUGGCCAAAGCCAAGGCGGCCCGCAUGCAGGCGGAGUCAGAUGACUCGGGGGAUGACUUUUCUUCAUCAUCCCCUCCGGUGGCGCCCGGACAAGGUGGCGGGUCACAGAAUUCAGAAGUUCAGUCUGCUCUCAGAACACUAGGCAGCAAAGUGGAGGAUCUCAGCACGUGCAACGACCUAAUCUCAAAGCAUGGCUCUGCCCUCCAGAGGUCUUUAUCAGAGCUGGACAGUUUGCGUCUGACAGGAGAGGCUGGGGAUAAGAUUCGUCAGGUGACUGAGAGGGCCACGCUGUUCCGUAUCACCUCUAAUGCCAUGAUUAACGCGUGCCGAGACUUCCUCGCACUGGCUCAGGCUCACAGCAAGCGUUGGCAGAAGGCCCUACAAGCAGAACGGGACCAGCGGGUAAGGCUGGAGGAGACUUUAGAGCAGCUGGCCAAGCAGCACAACCACCUGGAGCGAGCGUUCAGAGGGGCUGCACAGGCUAAUGCUACUGCAGACAAUAAAAGUGCCGCCGGGCCCGGAAAAGGUGAGGCCAGCGAUGAGGACGAUGACAAUGAGUUCUUUGAUGCCAUGGAAGAGGCGCCUGAGUUUAUCACUGUACCUGCAGACCCGCAGUUCCACAAAAGGUCAAGCAGUAAUAUCAGCGGUUUUAACAGUGAAAUGUGUCUGGAUGAUCAAUCGCUUAAUGAGGAGCCUCUAGCGAUGAACCAGGAAUCUCCCUCUCAGGAGUUGGUGCCCUUGAAGAAGAGGCGGACACGCAUAUCAGACAAACCCAACUAUUCUCUCAACCUGUGGAGUAUCAUGAAGAACUGUAUUGGCAAAGAGCUGUCCAAAAUCCCGAUGCCUGUGAACUUCAACGAGCCCAUUUCCAUGCUGCAACGGUUGUCGGAGGACCUCGAGUACCACGAGCUGCUGGAUAAGGCCUCCAAGUGCCAGAGUUCGCUGGAGCAAAUGUGCUACGUGGCUGCCUUCUCCGUGUCCUCCUACUCGACCACCGUCCACCGCACAGGCAAGCCCUUCAACCCUCUGCUAGGAGAGACGUAUGAGCUGGACCGCCGGAGAGAGAGCGGCUACCGCUCCCUGUGUGAGCAGGUGAGUCACCACCCCCCUGCAGCAGCGCAUCAUGUGAUCUCUGAUCGUGGCUGGACCCUGAGGCAAGAGAUCACUGUCGCCAGCAAGUUCAGGGGCAAAUACCUCUCCAUCAUGCCUUUGGGCACGAUUCAUGCAAUCUUUGAGAAGAGCAACAAUCACUACACAUGGAAGAAAGUUACCACCACAGUGCACAACAUUAUUGUAGGAAAACUAUGGAUUGAUCAGUCGGGAGAGAUAGACGUAGUGAACCACACCACCGGAGACCGCUGCCACUUGAAGUUUGCUCCUUACAGCUACUUCUCCAGAGACGUGGCCAGGAAGGUGACCGGUGUGGUGAUGGACAAGGAUGGCAAGGCCCACUACGUGCUGUCGGGCACGUGGGAUGAGAAAAUGGAGUUUUCCCGGGUAAUGCAGAGCAGCCGAGGAGGGGAGAAUGGCACAGAGGGCAAACAGAAGACGGUCUAUCAAACCCUCAAAGCCAGAGAGUUGUGGAGAAAGAACCCUCUACCUGAGGGAGCAGAGACCAUGUACUACUUCACCACCUUGGCGCUGACCCUAAACGAGCCUGAGGAGGGCAUGGCACCCACCGACAGCCGGCGCCGGCCCGACCAGCGCCUGAUGGAGGAUGGCCGCUGGGACGAGGCCAAUGCAGAGAAGCAGCGGCUGGAGGAGAAGCAGCGCAGCGUCCGGCGGGAGAGAGAGAGGGAAGCUGCCAGCCAGCGCACCUCCAGCCAGUCAGAAGAAGCUGUCGAUGAGGACUCUGUAACUGAUCCCUCCUUAAAAAGCGCACCUCACGAGAACUACCAGGCUCUUUGGUUCGAGCGCUGUGAGGACCGGAUCACAGGUGAGCAAGUGCAUAUCUAUAAGGGAGGCUAUUGGGAAGCUAAGGAUCGUGGCAGCUGGGAGGGCUGCCCAGACAUAUUUUGACCUCGGCAUUAGCUGCGAAAGUGCCCUGAAGAGACUGAUCCAUCGAAGCCGCCUGGUGGACAGCUACCACAAAGGCUGGCUUGUCGCCCCCCCCACCACCACACUUGGACGACUGCCUCCCUCCAGUGGCUCUCUGUUCUAAGAGAUCUCCAGGACGGUCACUGCUGUCUGAUCCAGAGAGGGGAGCAGGGUUUUUCCUCUGACCUCCCUCAUCCCAUUUUGGUUCCUGUCUCCUUGAGUCCCCUUGUUGCUGUCACACAUCUGAGAGGACUGGAAAUGCAAAUGUUUUGCUGCUUUGACUCGGGUCAGGCUGAGCAUAAGGGGGCGGAAAUGAAAUGGGCAGUGCUUCCGAAUCUACAGUAGAUCAUUCUUUUUAGUCUCUCUGCUCAAGUCUGUUUAGUCUCUCAGAUCAGGAGCAGAAGAGGUUUUGUGCUGAUAACACCCUGUGAGAUAAUGUAGUGUACCUAUUGUCAUCCACAGCAUUGUGUGCUUUGGUAAUAACUCUAAAAAAAAAAGGGGUGGUAAGACCUGGUUAAUAUAUACAUUUAUAUAUAAAUAUGAUUAAAAUGAUUUCAUUAAAAUGUUGACUGGUGGCCUUCAAAACGUUAGUGAGGAUUUCUUGUUCAUCUCUCUGAUUUAGUGUCUUAAUGUAAUGAAGUGAAGGUUCUAGUGUGCUUGUGUGUGUGACUGCAUAUCUGCUCUUCCAUCACUUUACAACACUGCCACUGUGCAGUAUACUGUGUUUAAAAAAAAAAAAAAAAAGAAAUGAUUGUCCAAAAUACUGGUUGAACCUCCACACUGUCAUAGUUAUAGUUAGAAGAGAUUUGUUUUCCCUUUACAAGGGCCUGAUGGAAAUUAUGUUGGAAAUUGUUCAUGAGGCUACAAGGCCUAAACACCCUCUCUUUUCGCCUUAGAAAUGCUGUCACUUGUAUUUACAUCGCACCUGAAUGGAUAUGAUGCUGACAUUUGUAGCUGGUUUCUUAGGGAAAGACUACAGAGCUGCAAAAUGGCAAAAGCUUGUUCCAAUGCUGCGAAAAAUCUCCACUUUAGUGCAGUUUAAUUCAAUAACAAUUAACGAAAUUACCCAUUUCCGCAGCAUUGGAAUAACGUGGGGCCAUUGUGCGGAUAAAGUGAAUGCUAACUAAGUUACAUGGCAGUAAAAAUAGUUUUGGCAAGUGUGGGAUACUUGGUGUGAUUUUUGUGUUGAGAGGAACACAAACAAAUGAGAAAAGAAAAGUAAAUGCAGUGUUGAAAAUAAACGUCACACUCUUGUGUAUCUGCUGAAGAGUUCAUACAUAUGCAAGUACAUUUUGACACCAAAAACAUGGGAUACAAUGUGUGUGUGUGUGUGUGUGUGUGUGUGUGCGCGUGUGUGUGAAUUUCAUAAUUUUGUUUGUAAGUGUACUUAAAAAUGAAGAAUAAAGAAACAAAGAAGCAUUGCAAAUAACUAUGAUUUUAUAAAUGUAUAGAAAUUCAUAUUAUAGUAUUAAUAACUGUAAGGUAGUUUUUUUUUUUUUCUUGUAUUUUGGUUCCUCUCAUAUUACUGGAAGAGGACGGUCUUCAUUUUCAGAAAAAAAGGGAGUUUCCAUACUUAACUGAAGAGUUACAUGACAUUGUUCAGUAUUUUGUAUUAACAAAGAAAAAUAAUCUGUAAUAAACAAAUGCUGUGAUGUCAAACAAAUAGCUUUUCAUACUGUCCUUUAAUUUCAUUUGUUCCAACAUGUUCAUUAGUUAUUGAUUAGGGAACACAAAGAUUUGCCAAAUCAGUUGUUUGGGAAUUUCUGUCCUCAUGUUAAGCUGGAGCUUCAAAUGGGAUGACAUAUGUUGUCAAAAUAAUAAAAAAAAACAAUGAAAACAUA
Messenger RNA from Dicentrarchus labrax (European seabass), 5395 nucleotides. Its product is annotated as oxysterol-binding protein 1. The transcript has 17 exons. The coding region runs from base 1212 to 3536 and encodes 774 amino acids. Gene Ontology annotation, cellular component: membrane; cytosol; intracellular membrane-bounded organelle. The record is from RefSeq and is a predicted model, not a curated record. Gene Ontology annotation, molecular function: sterol binding. Lineage: Eukaryota; Metazoa; Chordata; Actinopteri; Moronidae.